UUCUUAAAACUAAAAAUUGAUGGAGUAUGAAAAAGAAGAAAUGUUAACUGGAUAGGAUAUAAUAAUAAAUGUUACAUGAGACAAUACAAACACUAUCUCCUCAUAAAUGUGAUAGCUCAUUCGACGCCGCCUGAGCUUGACCCGAUUCUGACGUCGUCGUCGUCUUCAAUGGCUAAUCUCCCCAGAGUUCUCAUGGUGGCGGAGAAGCCCAGCAUUGCUCUCUCCAUAGCUUCAGUUCUCUCACAUGGCCAGAUGUCUACAAGGAGAGGCAGUACAGAGGUGCAUGAAUUUGAUGGGAUGUUUCGAGGUUUCAAAGCACAUUAUAGAGUUACAUCUGUUAUCGGCCAUGUUUUCAGUGUAGAUUUCCCAGAAAAAUAUCAAAAUUGGGCAACAAUUGACCCUCAAGAUCUUUUCGACGCUCCAAUUCUUAAAAAAGAGUCAAACCCAAAGGCUCAUAUUUGUAGGCAUUUAAGUAAUGAAGCUCGUGGUUGCAGUUAUAUGGUGUUGUGGUUGGAUUGCGAUCUUAUUGAGUCUACUGGCUUUGACAUGAAAGAUAGUAAGAGAAAGGUUUAUCGGGCGCGGUUUUCUUCUGUGACUGAGAAAGAUAUAUCAAAGGCCAUGGACAACCUUGUUGAACCAAACAGAGAUGAGGCACUGGCAGUAGAUGCUCGUCAAGAGAUCGAUCUAAAAGUUGGUGUAGCAUUCUCGCGAUUUCAAACAAGUUAUUUCCAAGGCAAAUAUCAGAAUCUAGACUGCAGAGUUAUCUCAUAUGGGCCAUGCCAGACGCCUACUCUUGGGUUUUGUGUGCAACGGUACAUGCAUAUUAAUACUUUCAAGCCAGAAAAGUUUUGGGCUCUGCGACCUUAUAUAAUAAAGGAUGGUUAUGAGCUCCAAUUAGAGUGGGAGAGACGUAGAUUGUUUGACCUGGAAGCUGCUACUGUGUUCCAAAAGUUGGUCGUGGAAGGUAGAACUGCAAAAGUAAUGGACGUAUCAGAAAAGCAGGAAGUCAAAGGUCGUCCAGCCGGUCUUAACACCGUUGCUUCAAGUGCUCUUGGGUUUGGGCCUCAGACGGCUAUGCAUCUUGCCGAGCGAUUGUAUACUCAAGGCUUCAUAAGCUAUCCCCGCACAGAAAGCACAGCCUAUCCGUCUUCAUUUGACUUCACAGACACACUCAGAGCACAAGUUAGUAAUCCAAUAUGGGGUGGUUACGUACAGAGACUGCUAUCAGACGGCUUUCAUAAGCCCAAGUCAGGAACUGAUGCAGGAGACCAUCCUCCUAUCACUCCAAUGCGAGCAGCAACCGAGGUCAUGGUUGGAGGAGAUGCUUGGCGACUCUAUCAGUAUGUCUGUCAACAUUUUAUUGGCACUGUUUCACCUAACUGCAAAUACAUAAGGACUAAAGUGGAAUUGUCAAUUGGUGGAGAAACUUUCCAUUGUACGGGGCAGCGUGUGACAGAGAAGGGAUUUACAGCUAUAAUGCCAUGGUCUGCAGUAGAUGAGAAAAAGCUCCCUUCUUUUCUCAAAGGAGAGAGGAUUGAAGUUAUAAGAGUGGAGCUUUACGAGGGGAACACUGCGCCUCCGGACUAUCUUACUGAGAGUGAGCUGAUAUCUCUAAUGGAGAAGCAUGGCAUAGGCACAGAUGCAUCAAUACCUGUGCAUAUAAACAACAUUGGUGAACGUAAUUAUGUCCAGGUACAAGCUGGGAGGAAAUUGGUUCCAACGGCAUUGGGAAUCACGCUAAUAAGAGGCUAUCAGUGUAUUGAUCCGGACCUUUGCUUACCAGACAUCCGGAGUUUUAUCGAGCAACAAAUCACUCUUGUUGCCAAGGGCCAAGCUGAUCAUUCACAUGUUGUGCAACAUGUGAUUCAGCAGUUCCGUCGUAAAUUCAGUUAUUUUGUUCAACAGAUCGAACACAUGGAUGCCCUCUUCGAAGCACAGUUCUCUCCCUUGGCUGAUUCUGGUCGUGCUUUAAGCAAAUGUGGAAAAUGCUUGCGUUACAUGAAACACAUCACAGCAGUCCCACCACGUCUCUUCUGCGGCACAUGCGAAGAAGUUUAUUAUCUUCCUCAAAAGGGCACAAUCAAGCUAUACAAGGAACUCACAUGUCCUUUAGACAACUUUGAGCUCGUGAUCUAUUCAGUUCCAGGACCUGAGGGGAAGUCAUUUCCACUAUGCCCAUACUGCUACAACUCUCCUCCAUUUGAAGGCAUAGAUACACUCUUUGGAGCCUCUAAGACGCCCAAUGCUCCUGCCAAAACCAAAACUGGUUCAGGCAUGCCAUGUUCUCUCUGUCCUCAUCCCACAUGCCAACACUCUGUCAGAAACCAAGGAGUCUGCGCUUGUCCAGAGUGUGAAGGCACGCUCGUCUUGGACCCUGUUAGCUUCCCCAAGUGGAAACUCAACUGCAACUUAUGUAGUUGCAUCGUUUUGCUUCCGGAAGGUGCUCAUCGCAUCGCCACCACUAGUAACCGCUGUCCCGAGUGCGAUUCAGCCAUCAUAGAGAUCGAUUUCAACAAGAAAACUACCCCUCUGGAGAACGGAGCCACUCUGCAUCAAGGCUGUGUUCUAUGUGAUGAGUUGCUCCUCUCACUUGUAGAAUUUUUGAAGAGAAAGAGCAAAGAAUUGAUUAAGAAAAUGGAGAAGGCAGUUCACUCAUCGACGACGUCUGGACCGGCGGUUCCAGGGGAGGCAACAAAGACCGGAACCUCCAUAAUUGACACGGCCGCCUCCGCCGUUCAAAGUUUUGCACCGGUUAACCAAAUCCACCAACAUCUCUGUGCGUUCCAUUUCUAUGCUGACGACAUGGCACGACAAGUAGAGGCUCACCAUUUCUGCAGUCACGUGAACGAAGAGAUGCGUCAGUGUUUGAUCUACGACGGUCCAGAUGCAAACGCUCGUCUGAUCGGAUUGGAGUACAUAGUGUCAGAGAAGCUGUUCAUGACUUUGCCUGACGAAGAGAAGAAGCUUUGGCACUCGCACGAGUGGGAAGUGAAAGGAGGGUUCUUGUUCAUGCCUGGUGUUCCAGGUGCCAUUCAGCGUCAAGAUCUAGAUAAAGUCGCUAAGACUUAUGGGAAAGUUUUCCAUUUUUGGCAAGUUGAUUUGGGCCAUGAGCUUCCCAUUGGUUUACCUAAUGUCAUGAUGGCUGUUACCCGCGAUGGCCAGCUUUUCCACGAGAUGAUUCAGGAGGCAGAGAAGCGGUUUGGGGUAUCGGUAGAGGGGGAGAGGGACUCAAGGGCCUAUAUGACAGGGCCCGAGCUGGGGAUCCAUCCAUUGGCGAAUGGAGGAGGCAAAGGGAUGAAACUAGAGCUGCGAGAGGUCGAUAUCAAACCGGUUGAGUCUGUCGGCAGCGUCUUUGUCUGAGUUUAUUACUUAAGACCUUAUUAAGUAUAAUAAUGGCCACAAAGCAAG
This is a messenger RNA of Arabidopsis arenosa, 3408 nucleotides long. NCBI's taxonomy places the organism in Eukaryota, Viridiplantae, Streptophyta, Magnoliopsida, Brassicales, Brassicaceae. The record is from the annotation of a GenBank genome assembly.